AUGUCCAUCUCAAACGAGGCAUUGCAGAAGUUGCUGCGAGAGGUUGAGACGCAGGCCAUUGCAGCGCAGCAGCAGAUAUCCCUCGUCAGAACGCAACAAGUAUCUAAGCAACGGGAAUUGCGAAUGGCGCAGCUAACGCGCAGCGAGAUAUCCUCGCUUCCAGCCGACACUAAUGUCUACGAAGGCGUCGGCAAGAUGUUUGUCGCCAUGCCCGUUGCCGAUAUGAAGGGCAAACUAGAGGGCCAGAUCAAGGAGGUGGAAGGCGAGGUAGACGGGCUCGGCAAGAGGCUGCACUACCUCGAGGUUUCGCAGAAGAAUAGUAAGGACCAGAUAGACCGCAUGCUAAGGGGCGGUGUGGGCGCGUCUUAG
Messenger RNA from Daldinia childiae, 369 nucleotides. Its product is annotated as putative prefoldin subunit protein. Gene Ontology annotation, cellular component: cytoplasm; prefoldin complex. Bases 1 to 369 code for a protein of 122 amino acids. The transcript has 3 exons. The record is from RefSeq and is a predicted model, not a curated record. Lineage: Eukaryota; Fungi; Ascomycota; Sordariomycetes; Xylariales; Hypoxylaceae. Gene Ontology annotation, biological process: protein folding. Gene Ontology annotation, molecular function: protein folding chaperone.